AUGAGUGUGAAUAAAUCAAUCGUUAUCCAAAAAGAAAGACUUGCCAAGUUAUUCAAAGCUGAGAGUAAUUACAAAAAGAGUCCAAAGGACAGAAUAACACGAGGAUAUAUAGAAACUAGACUAGAAAAUGUUGAUGCUUUAUGGAAAGAAUUUAAUCAGGAGCAUUUCAAUAUUUACGGUUUAGCAACUACAGAAGAAAUCAAAACUCAGGAGUAUUUUGUUAAAGGGAUAUACGAUAUUUUUGAAGAAACUUACACUCACUUCAAGGGCUGUUUGAAAGAGGCUCUUCGUGGAACGGGAGAUGUCUUCGAGGAAGCCCAAGGGUCCAUGGAAUCUCAGUCUGUCGUAGAAAAACACAGGUCCAGCGAAGUCAAAUUACCAAAAAUCGAGUUACCAAAAUUCUGUGGUAAAUAUGAAGACUGGCAGCAAUAUUUUGAUCUUUUUACCUCACUUAUACACAAGAACCGUAGCUUGUCCGCUGUAGAAAAACUGCACUAUCUUAAAAGUACUUUAUCAGGCGAAGCGGAAGUUCUUAUAAGAAAUUUGCCCACCACGGAUUUAAAUUACGACGCUGCCUGGAAAAAAUUGAUAGCUCGAUACAACAACAAAAGCAAACCCUCAUCACCUGAUUGGUCAGAAAUCGAGAACCUAUCACUGGCCGAUCCAGGAUUUAUUUCACCUGGUAGAAUCGACGUUUUACUAGGAGCCGAAGUAUACGGCGACAUCAUUUUGAAUGACAUCAUCAAACACCCAGAGGGACACUUAUUAGCACAAAACACUAUCUUUGGGUGGAUCAUUUCAGGUAAGGUGCCGCAAGGAGCACCAACUGAUGUCACAAAAAUGGUAAGUUUAAAUAUUCAGGUCAAAGAAGACUUUUUACUCAAACAGUUUUGGGAGUUAGAAAAUGAGCUAAACUCAAUUCAAAAGAAACUCAGCAAGAUGAAAGAAAAAUGUGAAGAGUUUUUUGAUUUAACUACUUCUAGAAACAAGGAAGGUAGGUUUGUGGUUAGAUUGCCUUUUAACAGCGAUGAUCCAGAGUGUCAAUACGGAGGGUUGAAGGAGAUAGCACAGAAAAGAUUUUAUCUUUUGGAGAAGAAGCUACAGAAAAACCCGAAAUUAAAAGAAGAAUAUGGUAAGGUAAUGCAAGAAUAUCUGGACCUGGGUCAUAUGAGGGAAAUAAAGGACGAAACAAUUCAUCCAAAGGCAGUGUAUUUUCCACAUCACGCCGUAGUAAGGGAAGAUAGGGAAACGACAAAAUUACGUGUUGUUUUCGACGCAUCAUGUAAAGGCGCGAACGGCGUUUCGUUGAAUGACAACCUCCUUAUCGGGCCCAAACUACAGCAAGAUUUAAGGCACAUUUUGAUGAGAUGGCGAAGAUUCCCAAUAUGUAUAGUUGCAGACAUAGUCAAAAUGUACCGGCAGGUACGUAUACACGAUGACGACACACGCUUUCAAAGGAUAUUAUGGAGAUUCAACCCAGAUGAACCACUGGGCCAAUUCGAGUUGCUCACACUCACCUUUGGAACAGCAUGUGCACCUCAUCUAGCAGUAAAAUCACUGCAACGUUUAGCAGACGAUGAACAACUCAACUACCCUACAGCAUCAGAAAUCACGAAACGAGAUUUCUAUGUCGACGAUUUAAUGACAUGCUGUGAAACAGAAGAAGAAGCUAUUCAAAUUUAUACUGAAAUGAACAAGCUAAUGGAAGCGGGCGGUUUUCAAUUACAGAAGUGGAGUAGCAACAACAAGGUAUUGCUCCAGUUCAUUGAUCAAUACAAUCAAAAACCGGCUCCAUCAAUUCACAUUAAGGCUGACAACAUGGUUAAAGUUCUGGGCAUUUGUUGGAACAGAGAUUCAGACGAAUUUCAAUAUACAGUAGAGUUACAUGAAGUUAAUAAAUCACCAACAAAGCGCCAGGUGUUGUCUGAUAUUGCUCGUAUAUACGACCCAAUGGGUUGGAUUGCUCCAGUUGUUUUAACUGCAAAGAUUUUCAUUCAAAAAUUGUGGAAGUCUGGGUUGUCUUGGGAUGAUGAACUUCCUGAAAAUUUGUUACACGAAUGGCUCAAAUACAAAGCUGAACUCUCAGAACUGAAAACCAUAUUUAUUCCAAGAUGGCUAAAUUUUAAUCAGGGUUGUGAAGUUGAACUGCAUGCCUUCGCAGACGCAUCUCAAAUGGCUUACGCUGGAGUGGUGUACUUUCGAACAAUAAACUCUAAUGGCGAAAUUCACGUACACUUACUUACUUCAAAAACAAAAGUAGCUCCGAUUGAGAAACAAUUAUCAAUUCCAAGAUUGGAAUUAUGCGGAGCGGUUUUAGCUGCAAAAUUGCUUAACGAAGUGGCACAAGUUAUGAAUGUACCUAAGCAUAGGCUCUACGCAUGGACAGACUCCACCGUUGUUUUGGCGUGGCUUCGUGGAUUGCCAUCAAGAUGGACAACCUUCGUUAGCAAUAGAGUAUCGGAAAUUCUUAAUAUUAUAGAUAGUAGUCAGUUUAAUCAUGUUGGUACGAAGUUCAACCCCGCGGAUUGCGCAUCCAGAGGGCUACAACCAUCUGAUCUCAAAAGAGAGAAGCUCUGGUGGAGUGGACCAAUAUUCCUUUAUGAAAGAAAUAUAACAUUUUCAAAAUUAGACUACACAACACAAGAAGAAACAAGAGCUAGUAAUUCACAGAAAAUCAAGACUUUAGUUGCACUGAAAAAAAGAAGACGAAAAUCAACACUUGAUAGAAGAAGAAAAGAAUUUCUUUUGGAGUAA
This is a messenger RNA of Amyelois transitella, 2754 nucleotides long. RefSeq lists its product as uncharacterized. The record is from RefSeq and is a predicted model, not a curated record. The transcript is spliced from 2 exons. The coding region runs from base 1 to 2754 and encodes 917 amino acids. NCBI's taxonomy places the organism in Eukaryota, Metazoa, Arthropoda, Insecta, Lepidoptera, Pyralidae.